UGUGAGGUGAGAUGACAAUUGUCACUUAUGUCACGCGAUUCCACCAGGCGUAUGCCGUGAGAAAUCUCACUUGAAUGAACUCUCACUUUAUUCCCGCUCUCAAAUAUACGUGACGAUUGUCACAUGAACUGGGAUUUCUAGGUGACAAUCGUCGACAUGUCUUGAGGUGUCGACAGUGCAUGAAAACAAAUGAAAAAAGGAAGAGGAAUAAUAAGUGUUUUUUUGGGUCGUAUAGAAUCGAUAGUAAUGGUAUUAUAUGUAUCAAUAAAUUCAAUUUAUCUUCAAUUUUCACAGUACGAAAGACAAAUUGCAAGUAGUUUUUUUUGUGAAAGCGGUAGUGAGUCUGUUAUUCCUCAAUUGGACGAAUAAGUACACCGAAAUUAUUUUCAUUUCAUGAAAUCUAUUUAUUUUCUCUAAAAUAUAUCUAUCAUAUGGGUCUUGUGUUUCAUCUAUCUAUCCGCGAGUCAUCGUCACCGAACUGCAUAUCCAUUUCAGAAGCCGUGGUAUAUGCCCGAGCCGGAGCCAGAGCAACCACCCUUAUUCUUGUUUUCGUACGAAUAGAAAACGUUCGAAAGUAUGCCUCAUUCGUAUCCUUGGUUUCGUACGAAAGAAAUCUAUCCAUUCGAACUUUCGAACAUCGUUCGUUCGAACGAAUUGUCCUAUCCUUGUUUUCGUACGAAAGUGUUUUUUCGCCUGUCAGUCAAACGUUAAUGUUGGGUUGCGAAUCAGACGAAGCGUAGAAGAAAAUUCAAUCGAUGUUUACGUUUUUGUGGUUUAUUCAGGUGAUGUGUGAAAAAUUGCUGUAGAAGCAGAAAGAAAGACAUUUCCAAUAGAAUAUUUCAACUCUAAAACCUAGACGAAACAGAACCUGGAUAGAACAAUGUCGAAACCAUCGAAAUCCAAAAGCACAAACAAGGAUCAAUACAGCCGACUGGUUGAUCUCUUGGAAGAGCAGCCGGAUAUCGCGAAGGGUUUCGCGAAAUGCAAUGCUUCUCCCUACUGGAAUUCUGUGGCAGCCGAGUUGAACAGUCUUGGGCCACCAACUAAAGAUUCAACUGCGUGGAAAAAGGUCUGGUUCGAUUGGAAAUCGAACACGAAACGCAAGCUAGCCCACAACCGUCGCGAGCAAUUUGCUACAGGUGGGGGUCCUAGUAAGUUUAUUGAACUUACUGCGCUGGAGGAACGAGUUGUUGUUCUUGCAGGACUUGCUCCAGCAGUUGAGGGCAUAGCCGACACUUGCAGUUUCGGGCUAGAACCUAGCGCAAAUCAAUCAAUUCAUGACAGUGGGGAAUCUGCGUCGAUUGAAGAUAAUCGAAUUCCGGAGGAUAGAGCCAAUGAGAAUAAUGAGACGCAUACAUCGAAGAAGAGGAGGACAUCAAUGCACACAUUGCUGGAGACACAAGUGCAAAACCAAGCAACGUUUCAUGACUCGGUCACCAAUAUUCUAAAAUGCUUUGAAAAAAAAACUGCUGAUUUGGUUCAUUAUAACAGACAGAUUUCGAAACAGUUAGAGAACAUAAACGAAACUAUCAACAAUGUGCUGAUGGAAAAUCAGAGGCACAAUCUGGAAUUAGAGAGAAUUAAUCUGGAAAAACUGAAAAUUAAAAAAAGGAUUCUUGAGAUGGAAUUAAGCCGUCUACAAUAGACAUUUCGAUUUUAAAACAAAUGUGAAUGUAAUGUAAUGUGAAUGCUAAGCUAUGUUGUAAUUUAAUGACAUGAAUUUUAAAAGUAUAUAUUGUAAUGUGAAUAUAUUACAUUUUCGAAUGUAAUAGUUAAAAACUACUCGAAAAAUUAGAAGUGCGAUAUCGAAAAUUUAAAUAAGGUUGUACCUUCGUGAGAAAUUAUCACAUGCAAAUAAAAAAUACAUAAUUUCAAAACUACAUUUAUGUAAGGUCUACUUAUUGCUUUGAUAAAUAUAAAAUUCGAACACCAAUCUUUCAGAGUACCAAAAAUCGAUUCUUUGUAGUGUCUUAUAAAAUAUACAAGUACUAGUGUUUGUUAUAAUUUUUAAUAAGAUGCUGAAGAUUUCAUUUUGAUUCGUGUCGCCGUUAUGGUUUUCUGAUUGUUCAAAGCUUUGAUAGCAUUAGUGACGAACCUGAUCGAGUUAAAACUACACAGUUCGAUUGACAAACUAAGAAUCAUUUUUAUUUCCUGUCUGAGCUAUAAAGAUACAGUUCACUUUUCAAUGCUACUUAUAUUAAACAAAGUGGCCUAUUGUCCUAGAUCGGUCAAGUCAAUGAACAACAACACACGUUAAAUAAGUAAUGCUAACAUCAACAUGUGAGAUAUCACGUCACUGACUAGGUGGUAGUUGGUGACUCGGUGCAUGUUUGUGGUCCAACUUGUUAAUGUUUUCAACAUGUGAUACGUUAUGGCGCUGGUACAAGAAUGUAGGUGGUCAGGAUCGUUGCUACUGUUGUUUAAGUUCUACCUGAGUAUUCGUAUAGAAAAUGAAAACAGAAAAACAUUGUAUUUGGAUCAAAUAUUGUUUUUGGUGGGUGCCGCGUUUGCUGACAAAAACAGCGGCGAGUUGAUGAUUCAAUAGUCGGUUUGGCAUUGUUGAAGCGAAAUUGAGUUGACUUCGUUCUACGUUUUGUGACAAUGGAUGAAACGUGGAUCCAAUCCCACACUCCUGAGUCCAAUAGGCAGUCUGCAGAGUGGUUGAGAAAUUUAUUUAUAUAUCCCAUACUAUAAUGCCGGGUGUUCGGGUUCGAUUCCCGUUCUGGCCGGGGGAUUUUUCGUCAAAGAAAAUUCUUCCGGUUUGCUGUGGUCACGCGUAUUCUAGAGCUUGCCACUCCAGAGUACAUUCAAGGCGUGUUAUUCGGCAUAGAAAUCUCAACCAAGUAUUAAUGAAUGACCCUAGUUAAUGCAUACGUUGAGACGGCAAAAGUUCCACAGCGAACGUUAACGCCAUUCAAGAAUAUCAUAAAACCGAUGUUUGUUUUAUCGAAUUACGAUUUAGUCAUAUCAUGAUAAAUAAAAUCGGGUUUUCCCAUUUUAUACAAUUUUAGAUAUAUACGAUGUAUAAUUUAAUCCACGUUACAAACGAGUGUGAUUUAAUCCAACUUUAUAUACAACUUAGAAUAUGCAAGUUAUACGAUUUGAAUCAGUUCUCAAGACAAAUAAUGGAUACUGUUAUGCUGCAAUGAUGGAAAACUAUAGAAUUUACCUCAACUUGAAUAAAUCAUGCGUUUUUCGAUGUAAUAUUUCACGAUAAUAAAUAUAAUUGAAUGUGUUUUAAACUAUACUAUGUAAAUUAAUGUUUUCGUCAGUGAAGGAAAUAUUUAUUUGUAAAUAUUUAACAUAUAUAUGAAGGGUAUAUAAAAUCUAGAAUAUAGGAAUUCGACACUUUAAAACAUCUAUUCAGUUGACUGAACCUCAUCAUUGUCGUUCUUAAAAUAUAAACAUAUAUUGUGCAGGGCACAGCAAAC
Toxorhynchites rutilus septentrionalis is the source of this 3431-nucleotide messenger RNA. RefSeq lists its product as uncharacterized. NCBI's taxonomy places the organism in Eukaryota, Metazoa, Arthropoda, Insecta, Diptera, Culicidae. The record is from RefSeq and is a predicted model, not a curated record. The transcript is spliced from 4 exons. Bases 881 to 1645 code for a protein of 254 amino acids. Gene Ontology annotation, cellular component: nucleus.